UCUUCAGCAAAAGGGGGAAAGUGCUGAGUCUCUUGUGGGUGACUUUUUGCAUUUGCUGUCAAGGCUUUUGGGGAGAGAAGAGCCCAACCGAAGUGCCUCUGUCAACCUCAGCAAAGAGGAGAAAGGGAGACUUGGAAGAAACCAAACACACUUUUGCAAAAGCAGAAAGUUUCAGAAAACCAAACUUUUUGCUAAACUAAAACUUUUGCAAAACCCGACUUUUGGAGGCAUUGCCGGAUUACUCCGGUCUGGAUUUUUAAAGCAGAAAACGACGCCAAGAACAACUCAAGAUGUUGAUGAAAACGCCGCUUCUCCUUUUCUUAUUAGGGAGUUUAUCGUUCUGCGCUUUGGCGGAGGAAGCAAGCACACCUGUCCUGGAAGAUGAAGCAGCCACUGCUGAUCUCAGUGACAGUCUGGUUUCAGAAGCACCGACGGAGGGAGUGAUGACCACCGACAGUGUCCUGUCGACCAGCGAAGACAGUGAGAACACGACUGACCCGGGUGUGCCAGAGCCCUCUGAUGAUGGUCUGGAAACGGCCACCAUGGCUGGGAUUAUCAUUGGCAUCAUUGUCGCAAUUGGUGUCGCCACUGGGAUCAUCAUUAUCAUCGUGAAGAAGGUGUCGGGCAGGUACUCGCCCUAACAAGGAAAAACCAUCGUGGGGGGACAAAAUCCUCAGAUCCUCCAUUUUGAGCAUCUCUUCCACCUGCGGGGAAAAGGACUUGCCAAAGAUUUGCCACAAUACUGAGACUUAUGGUCAACCUAUGAAGACCCAACCCAUAGUUUCCUGGAGUGAGACAUUUAGGAAUGGGGACGAACGUGGCAUUUUCCUCACCUAUGAAUAGAUCAUUUUUACUCUAAUAAUUAUUAUUAUUUUAAGUGGACAAACGUCUACGUUAGGAAAAAUGAAAAUAAAAGAAGCAAGCCUCUUUUUUUGGUAGCUCUGCAGUGCUUCCUGCAAAUAACUUAUUUCCUUUUCUUAAAACAAUGGCUUGUGAUGCUUCAUGAAAUGCCUAGAGCAAGAUGGCUUCACAACUUGGAGCGUCCUUUCUGCUUUCUUUCCAGUGUCGCAGCAUCGUCAAGGUAGGAAAAAAGAAACAAGAGAGCUCCCCAACCCAACAGGACUGGCUUUCUACGUUUGGAAGAAAUACAUAUCUCCAUCCUAAGUGUAGGAGUCUUCCUAUGUAACUAUUAGAGAGAGAGAGACGGCAUACAUUAAACCGAGUCGGAAACAACCAUCAUUUUAAAGGGAAAGCUCAUCUUCAUUAUAUUCUUCAUUCAAAAAUUCUGACAUUCGGACCCCUCCGAUUCUACAACUAGAAUAAACAGUGCUUGAAAGUGUCAUGCCAGGCUUUUAAUAUCCAUUUCUGUUUUAUAUACACAGUGGGUCCUUGGUAUCCACUUAGGUUUGGUCCCAGGAUCCACCGUGGAUAUCAAAAUCCAUGGAUGCUCAAAUCUCUACGCCACGUUGGAGCUCUAAUUCUAAGUACUCAUCCCUAAAAUGCCAAUUUUGGGAUCCCACGGGAUGGAGCCAUGGCUGUUGAAUUGGAAUUGUCACACUAUAUUUCUGUAGUGUGAAAGGCCCAAAGUUCAGCAUUUUUGGACACCUGGCCAAGGAACCGCACCUCGACAGGAGACCCACCUGGACCUUCUCCACUUCUUCAACCUCCUUAUUCAUCUGCCUCUCAUCCUCACCUGCAUAACGUUCUUAGGAUCUCUUGGGAUGGAGCUAUGGGAGUUGAAGUGGAAUCGCCACACUAUAUUUAUGUAGUGUGAAAGGUACAAAGUUCAAUAAGGUUGGACACCUUGCCAAGGAACCACACCUCAGCAGACCCACCUGGACCAGACCCACCUGGACCGUCUCCACUUCUUCAACACUUCAACCUCCAUACUACUUGUCUCUCCUCCUUCACUUGGAUGCUACUCUUGAGGAUCCCACGGGAUGGAGGCCAUGGUCAUUGAAUUGGAAUUGUCGCACUAUAUUUGUGUAGUGUGUGAAGGCCCAAAGUUCAGCAUGGUUGGACCCUGGCCAAGGAACACACCUUGGCAGGAGACACACCUGGACCUUCUCCACUUCUUCAACACUUCAACCUCCAUAUUUAUUGUCUCUCAUCCUCACUUGGAUGCUACUCUUAGGAUCCCACGGGAUGGAGCCAUGGUCAUUGAACUGGAAUUGUCGCACUAUAUUUGUGUAGUGUGAAAGGCCCAAAAUUCAGCAUGGUUGGACCCUGGCCAAGGAACCACACCUCGACAGGAGACCCACCUGGACCUUCUCACUUCUUCAAUGCUUCAGUCUCCAUAUUUACUUGUCUCUCAUCCUUACUUGGAUGCUACUCUUAGGAUCCCACGGGAUGGAGCCAUGGUCUUGAAUUGGCUUGUCGCACUAUAUUGUGUAGUGUGAAAGGCCCAAAGUUCAGCAUGGUUGGACCCCUGGCCAAGGAACCGCACCUCGCAGGAGACCCACCUGGACGUCUCAUGCUUCAGUUCCUUAUCGCCUGCC
Molecule: messenger RNA, 2498 nt
Organism: Sceloporus undulatus (fence lizard)
Lineage: Eukaryota; Metazoa; Chordata; Lepidosauria; Squamata; Phrynosomatidae
Gene: PDPN
Product: podoplanin
Exons: 5
Coding region: 291-641 (116 amino acids)
Source: RefSeq, a predicted model, not a curated record